This is a messenger RNA of Ostrinia nubilalis (European corn borer), 3027 nucleotides long. Its product is annotated as mucin-12-like. Lineage: Eukaryota; Metazoa; Arthropoda; Insecta; Lepidoptera; Crambidae. The record is from RefSeq and is a predicted model, not a curated record. The transcript has 4 exons. The coding region runs from base 30 to 2948 and encodes 972 amino acids.
UUACAUUUGGUGCAUCAUUAUUUGCAAAAAUGGUGCCUACAUACAUUUUCGCUGUCCUUAUUUUCGUUAGCUGUGUUUUGUGUGAAAAUUGUGUUAUCUACAACUUUGAAGAUGAUUUGGCCAACAACUUCACUUCACAUGAAGUGUGCAACCAGCAACCGUGGGAGCGCAAACUGUACCCAAGCGGUGAAGUGAAUAGUCCACAUAUUAAAAGCACUGCCUUUAUAACUCCAAGUACCGUUCUCAGCUGCAUGACGUCAUCCUUAUUUGCGAUGCAUAAAGAUGGUGUAUUCGAAUUUAACGUAUACACUUCUCUCACAUUGGAUACUGACUUUGUAAAAGUGAUAGUGUAUCAAAAAGAAAUAGAUGGGCCCGAUACGAUUGUCGGAAUUUCAGAAACUAAUCUGGUGGCUGGUAGUUACAAAAAUUCAGAUUGGACCACGCUAAAAGUGAAGUUACUUGGCUCUGAGAGUUUCAACGGUUAUUUCACAAUAUUUGGAAGAGCUUCAAUGGAUUCGUUAAUAGUUAUGGACGCCCUCAAAUACGAAUCACCCUUUUUAGCUAAUGAAAUAUGCGAAAUAUAUGCCCAUGAUGACGCUGACCCUGAUUCUGGAUCAACCGAAAAUUAUCCUGGUUCUUCUGACUCUAAUGAGUCUACUGUUGGCACUGUAUCUACUGAAAGUUAUCCUGGUUCUUCUGACUCUAAUGAGUCUACUGUUGGCACUGUAUCUACUGAAAGUUAUCCUGGUUCUUCUGACUCUAAUGAGUCUACUGUUGGCACUGUAUCUACUGAAAGUUAUCCUGGUUCUUCUGACUCUAAUGAGUCUACUGUUGGCACUGUAUCUACUGAAAGUUAUCCUGGUUCUUCUGACUCUAAUGAGUCUACUGUUGGCACUGUAUCUACUGAAAGUUAUCCUGGUUCUUCUGACUCUAAUGAGUCUACUGUUGGCACUGUAUCUACUGAAAGUUAUCCUGGUUCUUCUGACUCUAAUGAGUCUACUGUUGGCACUGGAUCUACUGAAAGUUAUCCUAGUUCUUCUGACUCUAAUGAGUCUACUGUUGGCACUGUAUCUACUGAAAGUUAUCCUGGUUCUUCUGACUCUAAUGAGUCUACUGUUGGCACUGUAUCUACUGAAAGUUAUCCUGGUUCUUCUGACUCUAAUGAGUCUACUGUUGGCACUGUAUCUACUGAAAGUUAUCCUGGUUCUUCUGACUCUAAUGAGUCUACUGUUGGCACUGUAUCUACUGAAAGUUAUCCUGGUUCUUCUGACUCUAAUGAGUCUACUGUUGGCACUGUAUCUACUGAAAGUUAUCCUGAUUCUUCUGACUCUUAUGAGUCUACUGUUGGCACUGUAUCUACUGAAAGUUAUCCUGGUACUUCUGACUCUAAUGAGUCUACUGUUGGCACUGGAUCUACUGAAAGUUAUCCUGGUUCCUCUGACUCUAAUGAGUCUACUGUUGGCACUGGAUCUACUGAAAGUUAUCCUGGUUCUUCUGACUCUAAUGAGUCUACUGUUGGCACUGGAUCUACUGAAAGUUAUCCUGGUUCUUCUGACUCUAAUGAGUCUACUGUUGGCACUGGAUCUACUGAAAGUUAUCCUGGUUCUUCUGACUCUAAUGAGUCUACUGUUGGCACUGUAUCUACUGAAAGUUAUCCUGGUACUUCUGACUCUAAUGAGUCUACUGUUGGCACUGUAUCUACUGAAAGUUAUCCUGGUACUUCUGACUCUAAUGAGUCUACUGUUGGCACUGUAUCUACUGAAAGUUAUCCUGGUACUUCUGACUCUAAUGAGUCUACUGUUGGCACUGGAUCUACUGAAAGUUAUCCUGGUACUUCCGACUCCAACGAGACUGAUCCUGAUUCUGAAUCUAACGAGAAUCCUGGCGCUGGAUGUGUCACUUACCAGUUCGGUCAAGAUUUCAACAGCUUAUUUUCGAAUGAUGGCGUUUGUAGAUAUUCCGCCAAUUGGUUACUGAGAAACUACACUUCAUUAACAAUAGACAGCCCUCACAAAAACAGUGUCUUAUGCAUAAUACCAGGCAACGGAUGGAGUUGUACAUCGUCAUUUACCUUCCCUAUGUCCGCCGGGGGUAUUUUAGAAGUGGAAGUAUACUUGGAGCCGUUUUCGGCGACAGACAGAGUGCUUGUAACAGUCUAUCAGAUAAAUUCACUUGGAACUGACUUGGUGGUUGGCUCAGCUGCAUCUGAUCGCCAGUUUGGAUGGAGCACUUUAAGGAUACAGUUGGCCGGGGACGGCGAUUACGAUGGACAGGUCACUAUAAUGGGACAAGUUGCUGUAAGAUCUUUGGUUAUAGUAGAUUCAUUUCGCUAUAUUCCUCCUACCGUUGAUGAAAGUCUUUGUAUCGUGUACGAUGAAACACCCGUUAUAUCUCCGACCACAGAAGCCAAUGAAGCUUCAACUACCCCCGAAGUAGAAGAACCAGAUUCGGAGGAGGAUGGAUGUGUCACUUACCAGUUCGGUCAAGAUUAUAAUACCUUAUUUUCGAGUGAUGGAGUUUGUAGAUAUUCUACCAAUUGGCUAUUGAGGAACUACUCAAUGUUAGCAAUAGACAGCCCUCACGAAGACAGUUUCUCAUGCAUAAUACCAGGCAAUGGAUGGAGUUGCACGUCGUCAUUUAUUUUCCCCAUGUCCGCCGGUGGUAUUUUGGAAAUGAAAGUAUAUUUGCAGCCAUUUUUGGCAGCAGACAGAGUGCUUGUAACAGUCUAUCAGAUAAAUUCACUUGGGACUGACUUGGUGGUUGGCUCAGCUGGAACUGAUCGCCAGUUUGGAUGGAGCACUUUAAGGAUACAGUUGGCUGGAGACGGCGACUUCGAUGGACAGAUUACAAUUAUGGGACAGGUCGCAAUAAGGUCGGUGGUCUUAGUAGAUUCAUUCAGGUACAUUCCACCCUCAUCGAAUGAAGAAAACUGUAAGAUUUACAACUAGUAUUUGUAAAACAAUGAUUCAUGCUAAGUUUCGUUCAUAUUGAUUUAUCUAUGACUUCAAAUACAUCGUGUUUUAACUA